Molecule: messenger RNA, 2237 nt
Organism: Chlamydomonas reinhardtii
Lineage: Eukaryota; Viridiplantae; Chlorophyta; Chlorophyceae; Chlamydomonadales; Chlamydomonadaceae
Exons: 15
Coding region: 95-1579 (494 amino acids)
Cellular component (GO): proteasome regulatory particle, lid subcomplex; cytoplasm; nuclear proteasome complex
Source: RefSeq, a predicted model, not a curated record
ACCCCUUUAGGCAAGGGCCCACACUACACUUGUAUCAACGUUUUGCAUACUUCAUUGUCCAAGCCGUAUUUACUAUACCAAUUUUUCAGGCAAAAUGUCAGUGGGCGAGUUUACCGCGAGCAAUAUAGCUAUGGACAUGGACGAGAAGGAGAAGGCCAAGGGAUCAAUUGUGGACAUGGCAAAGCUCACUGCUGAUAUCGCAGCACAGAAGGAAAUCGCAGCUAAGGGGCAACGAGCUCAAGCCAUUGAGGGGCUGCUGAAUCUAGAGAAGAGCAGCCGUCUGGCGGAGGAUGUGACAGCCACGAAAGCAUGCUGCUCGGCAAUCCUAGAACUGUGCUACGACGCGCGCGACUGGCGCGGUCUGGAGGAGAAUGUGAUGCUACUGACAAAGCGUCGGUCGCAGCUGAAGCAGGCCGUCCAGGCCACGGUGCGGCAGGCCAUGUCGUACAUCGACGCCAUCCCGGCGGAAGACAAGGACACGCGCGUGUCGCUCAUCAAGACGCUGCAGGCGGUCACCGAGGGCAAGAUCUUUGUGGAGAUUGAGCGCGCCCGCCUGACCAAGCGGCUGGCGGCCAUCAAGGAGGCGGAGGGCGCGGUGGACGAGGCCGCAGACAUCCUGCAGGAGGUGCCCGUGGAGACGUUUGGCGCCAUGGCCAAGACCGAGAAGAUCGCCUUCAUCCUGGAGCAGGUCCGGCUGUGCCUGGACAAGAAGGACUUUGUGCGGGCACAGAUCCUGUCGCGCAAGGUGUCGCCGCGCGCCUUUGUGGAGCGCAAGGGCGAGGGGCAGGGCGAGAUCGGCAUCGAGGGCACAGCCAUCGAGGAGGCGGACAAGGGCACGCCCGCGCUGCCCGAGCUCAAGCUGCGCUACUACCAGCUGCUCAUCCGCUACCACGUCCACAACCACAACUACCUGGAGGUGACGCGCUGCUACCGCUCGCUGUACGAGGCGCACUUGGAGGGCGGCGCGCCCGCCGACACCUACCUGCCCGUGCUCAAGGCGGUGGUGUGGUACCUGUGCCUGGCGCCCGCCUACUCCACAAAGGACGGCAGUGCCAGUGACCGCGCCACACUGCUGCAGGCCACCGUGUCGGACAAGCGGCUGGCCGACUCGCUGCCCACCCACAAGGCGCUGCUGGGCACCUUCACCAACACCGAGGUCAUCCGCUGGACCGCCUUCGAGGCCGCCUACGGCCCCGAGGUGGCGGCGGAGGCGGGCCCGGGCGGCGUGUUCGCGGAUUCCAAGCGCUCCGAGGACCUGAAGCUGCGGGUGGUGGAGCACAACGUGCUGGUGGCGGCCAAGUACUACAGCCGCCUGCGCACGGCGCGCCUGGCCGCCAUUCUGUCGCUCACGCCCGAGCAGAUGGAGAAGCACGUGUCGGACCUGGUGGUGGCCAAGGCCAUCACCGCCAAGAUCGACCGCCCCGCCGGCGUCAUCACCUUUGCCGCGCCGCCCAGCGCCGAGCAGCAGCUCAACGGCUGGGCGGGCAACAUCGCCAAGCUGCUUGACAAGGUGGACAAGGCCACGCAGCUGAUUGAGAAGGAGGCCAUGGUGCACAAGGUGGUGCUGGGCGCGGCGUGAGGAGGAGGGGAGCGAGGGGGAGGAGGAGGCUGGGGAGGCUAGGUGCUAGGCGGAGACGGAGGAGGGGGAGAAGGCCAGGCGGAGGUGGAGGCUAGGCGUGAGGAGGAGGGGGAGGCGGAGGGGGAGGCGGAUGGGGAGGCGGAUGGGGAGGGGGAGUCUAGGCGCUAGGGAGGGGGGGCUAGGUGCUAGGGAGGAGGCGGACGAGGAGGCGGAGGCGGGCGAGUUUGAGGAGCACAUGGUGCGAUGCAUGGUGCAUGGCCGCGUGUUGCAUGCGGCGGGGGGACCGUCCCGGCGAAAGGCACAGGCCGGGGGUGCGGGGGGGAGGCGAGGCCGGGUGUAGGGUAGGGGUGACGUCGGGGCAAGCGCGCGAAGGGCCCGGGGGUGGCCUGCAGCGUUGUCUCGCGAGGGUCAGACAUGCGGGAUGCGACAGCAGGUGACGAGGCCGACAGGCCUGUAGGCAAGCAGCGGGCGAGGAGCGGGCGGGGUUUUGCACAAGCGUUGAAGUGCCACGCCAGGCGCUGUCGUGGACACUUGACACUGGGCAGCGGCUGGCUGGAAUGCGGUUGUUGCGGUUCUGUGUAUCAUACUGAAAGAGGACCUGCAGUGUCGACUUGCGCCCCUGGUUUCUUGGCGGAAGUCGGAACAUGGAAACUCCUUA